AUGUCUCUUCGCACGGUUGUCGAAGUGCUGCUGCCGCUCGCAGGGCUCCUCGUCGGCCACGCCCGCGCGGCGCAAGAACCUCUCACCGGCGAGGAACGCGGCGCAUGCCCUAAUUAUGAGCAAUACGCUACUCAUCCCCAUAAACCCCUAAGCGAAGGGCCCCUUGGUCUUCCUUACCAACGACCCGACCCACGAUGCCGUACCUUUCAUUCCGAGGCGAUCGAGAAGGUCAUCAAGGAUGUCACAUCCCGGAUGAAGGACCCUGACCUGGCCAGGCUCUUCGAGAACGCAUUCCCCUCGACAACCGACACAACCAUCAAGUUCCACACGGACGGGACGGACACUAGAUUUGUCGACCUGAACGGCCGCAGUCUGCGCGACGAGGGCAAGUGGGAGGGCCCGCAGUCUUUCGUCAUCACGGGAGACAUCAUAGCCGAGUGGCUGCGCGACAGCACAAACCAGUUGUCUCCUUACCAGGCGCUGGCAAAGAAGGAUCCGGCCAUCUUCAAGCUGAUCCUCGGCGCCAUCAACACACAGUCCGAGUAUGUCAUCGAGUCGCCGUACUGCAACGCCUUCCAGCCGCCGCCGAUCGCGGACCUGCAGCCGAGUCAUAACGGGCAAGAUGAUACCGUACAUCCCAUCUACGAGCCCUCGUUCGUGUUUGAAUGCAAGUACGAACUGGACUCUCUUGCGCACUUUCUGGCUUUGGGCAACGACUUUUACGAGCACACCGAUUCGAAGGAUUUCCUCACGCCGAGAUGGUACCUUGCGCUCGAGACCCUGCUCGAUGUUCUGGAGCAGCAGUCCCGCUCGACUUUUGAUCCCGAGACUGGCCGCUACCAGAAGAAUGAGUACACCUUCCAGCGUAAGACGGACGCCGGCACCGAGACCUUGAACCUGAAGGGCAUCGGCAACCCAUUGAACAAUGGCACCGGCCUAGUGAGGUCCGCUUUCCGCCCCAGUGACGAUGCUACCAUUCUGGGCUUCUUUAUCCCGGCCAACGCCAUGAUGGCUGUAGAGUUGAAGCGUACAGCUGAAAUCCUGAAAGCUGCCGGUAAAGGCGUCCUGGCGCAGACUGUGGAUAAGUGGAGCCAGACCAUCACGGAUGGUAUCUGGGAACACGGCGUUGUAAAACACAAGAAGUACGGCGACGUCUUUGCGUAUGAGGUGGAUGGCUAUGGCUCGUCUAUCAUGAUGGAUGAUGCCAACUACCCGUCCCUCCUCGCGUUGCCCCUAAUGGGCUUCCUGCCGCCCGAGGACAGGACGUACCAAAACACGAGAAGGAUGCUUUUGGAGAAGACUGGGAACCCAUACUACCUCGAUGGCCGGGCUUUCCACGGUAUUGGAGGACCUCAUAUUGGUCUGUCCAAUGCUUGGCCCAUGAGCUUGUUGAUCCAGGCGCAAACAUCCGAGAACGAUGCUGAGAUCACGGAAUGCCUGGACCUCGUCCUGCGCUCCGCCCGUUUGGGAUUGGUUCAUGAGAGUGUCGACGUUAACCACAUCACUUCUUACACCAGAAGCUGGUUUGCAUGGGCCAACGGUGUUUUUGCUGAAACAAUCUUGGACAUUGCGAAACGGAAGCCUCAUUUGAUCUUCACUGACGCGAAGCCUUACCACGUUUGA
Colletotrichum karsti is the source of this 1623-nucleotide messenger RNA. RefSeq names its product duf1237 domain protein. Lineage: Eukaryota; Fungi; Ascomycota; Sordariomycetes; Glomerellales; Glomerellaceae. The transcript is spliced from 4 exons. Bases 1 to 1623 code for a protein of 540 amino acids. Gene Ontology annotation, biological process: carbohydrate metabolic process. The record is from RefSeq and is a predicted model, not a curated record.